GGCUAUUGUUCGUGUCUGGGGGGAUCAAGACGGGAAAGUCCUGCCUCGUGGCAUCAAUAGAAGAGGACUUGAGGAACAGAAAGAUAGCAAGCUCCAUCUGAAGAUCCAAAUAAAAUGGCACAAGAGAUCAUUGCCGAUCUCAACACCUCUCUCAGUGCUCGUGAUAUUAGGCAGUUAAAUGAGAUCCUCGACUGGGCUAUAUUUGGCUACAAAUAUUCUACCAUUGACCAAAUUAGGGCGCCACUUUGGCUUAGUUCAGGCAAAUUGCCCGUACAACCUUUAGAGAGGAAGUUGAAGGAAAAUUCCGGUAAGGUUUUCCCUAAUCUAGAAGAUGGCACUGUCAGCGUUCCAAGCCAAUUGCCGCUACUUGCAUCAUACUAUUCACAGUUCAAGGAUUUCCUCAAGGCACGAAACGUGUUCAGAGAUGAUACGGUCACUUCGAUAGCUAUAUUAGAUGACGGUCCAGGCAAUGAUUCGAUUGGAUAUGAAACUUUGGCAUGGAUCCUUCCUCAUGCCGGGGAUGAUCAAUAUGCGCUCAGCAUUCGGUCUUUGAUUUGUCCAGAUACUUCGAUAUGGAGUAACGAUGGUCAGGACGAUCAAGAAGAAUAUUCUAUUGAAAGUACCAGGAAUGGUCCCAUAAAGCUGUCAUGUGAAGGUGCAUGCGGAAAAAAAUGGACAUACGCAGAUGAUUUCUAUGUAUGCAAAUCAUGCGAUAGGAUAGCAUUUUGUAGCAAUUGCUUGGAAAAGCUCAAGAGAAACCGUUUGGCCAGAUGGAAUUGUCGUCCUGAGCAUAGUUGGUUACAUAUUCCGCCAUGGAAAGACGAUAAUGAACCCGGUAAAGGAAUGAUUAGGGUGCUGGAUGAAGCGGGCAGUCCAAAGGAGGUGAAAAUUAGUGACUGGAUCAAGGAUCUGAAAAGAAUCUGGGAUAUUGAGUGAGAAUAGAUUAUUGGUUGUUCUCAUUCAAGAGGUGGGAACAGCUGAAGCUUCUAGAAAUUCCAAUUCUACCUCCAUGCGAGAUAUUCUAGCGGCAGAUUCGACAGUUGGACCGUCGAAACCAAUUAGGAGAACAGGGGAAGGGGGGCUCAUAUAUUCUUCUAUCUGCUUUUCCGUAACAAGCUGAUCAUCUUUUUCAUUAAGAAUCAAAUAAAAAUUUUA
Botrytis cinerea B05.10 is the source of this 1155-nucleotide messenger RNA. RefSeq lists its product as hypothetical. The transcript has 2 exons. The record is from RefSeq and is a predicted model, not a curated record. The coding region runs from base 115 to 936 and encodes 273 amino acids. Lineage: Eukaryota; Fungi; Ascomycota; Leotiomycetes; Helotiales; Sclerotiniaceae.